AGGUUUCUUGUGUAAGGAGUUUAAACGAUCCCCUUUAAAUACACUAUAAAAAAAGAAAACAAAGCGGUUUUCUCUUCUUUUACUUUCACAAAAUAAAAAACGUCCAUUUUAGGGUUCAUCGAAUUGUUAUCGACCUCCAUAGAUCUUGCCGAUUCAAGAUGGAGGGCAAAGCGAAUUUAGAGUCGGCGAUAGAGCAGCUACAGAAUGUCGAGAAGCAAAUGAGGCUUGCCGGUGAUGUCGCUGGAACUAAGAAGGCCGUUGAAGAUAUUCUUCAACUUUGCUUUGAAGCAAAAGACUGGAAGUUGUUAAAUGACCAAAUAGUCCUUCUGUCGAAGAAACGUGGUCAACUCAAGCAGGCUGUAACUGCCAUGGUCCAGCAAGCAAUGCAGUAUAUUGACCAAACACCGGAUCUUGAAACUCGAAUAGAGCUCAUUAAGACACUUAAUUCUGUUUCUGCUGGCAAGAUUUAUGUUGAAAUUGAGAGAGCUCGGUUGAUAAAAAAACUAGCAAAGAUCAAGGAAGAACAGGGGCUUAUAGCUGAAGCUGCAGAUCUCAUGCAAGAAGUUGCAGUGGAGACAUUUGGUGCUAUGGCAAAAACAGAGAAAAUUGCUUUCAUUCUUGAACAAGUUCGUCUCUGCCUAGAUCGCCAAGAUUAUGUUCGUGCACAAAUUCUCUCAAGGAAGAUUAGUCCAAGGGUAUUUGAUGUUGAUCCUUCCAAGGAAAAGAAAAAACCCAAGGAGGGUGAUAAUGUUGUUGAAGAGGCUCCUGCUGACAUACCAUCGCUAUUGGAGUUAAAGCGGAUCUACUAUGAAUUAAUGAUACGGUAUUACUCUCAUAACAAUGAUUACCUUGAAAUUUGCCGUUGCUACAAGGCCAUAUAUGAAAUCCCAUCUGUAAAGGAAAAUCCUUCUCAGUGGAUUCCGGUUCUGAGGAAAAUCUGUUGGUACUUAGUACUAUCUCCACAUGAUCCGAUGCAGUCAAGCCUUUUGAACUCCACCUUGGAGGAUAAAAAUCUUUCUGAAAUCCCAAAGUUCAAGGUGCUUUUAAAACAAUUGGUGACAAUGGAGGUCAUCCAAUGGACAUCUCUUUGGAAUACAUACAAUGAGGAAUUUGAAAAUGAGAAGGGCUUGCUUGGAGGCUCUUUGGGUGACAAAGCGGCAGAAGAUUUGAAGCAAAGAAUCAUUGAGCAUAAUAUCCUUGUUGUUUCAAAGUACUAUUCAAGAAUUACUGUGAAGAGACUUGCAGAGUUGUUGUGUCUUAGCAUCCAGGAAGCUGAGAAGCACCUCUCGGAUAUGGUUGUAUCGAAAGCACUGGUGGCAAAGAUUGAUAGGCCAAUGGGGAUAGUCUGUUUCCAAGCAGCAAAAGAUAGCAACGACAUUCUCAACUCAUGGGCAAUGAACUUGGAGAAGCUGCUUGAUCUUGUUGAGAAGAGUUGCCACCAAAUACACAAGGAAACCAUGGUACACAAAGCUGCUCUUAAAGUUUGAAAAGAAUGAUUUCAGCAAUCACAUUCUGGUUGGCCCAAUUUGAGCAUUUUCUUUGGCCGACUGUAAUGAUAAAAAUUUCCAUCGAAGUCUCUGCUCGCUAAAGGGUGGUCAGGAUAUGCAUUUCCCCAGGAAUUAUUUCUAUUGUUGACAAGUCCAAAAUGCUUGUUAGGACCGAGUAAGAUUUUGUUGUAUACUUCUGGCACAUACGGUACCACUGACUAAUAUGAAAAAAAACCAAGGGCUUUGUUUUAUGGCAGUGGGAAAAGGAAUUUUUUAGCUUUGUUUAAGAUUUCCUUUGUUUUAUCUUUUUAAUUUAUAUUUAAUAUUAUAGGGUUCUUCCUUAAUCAUUGCACUUGGACAACUGUCGAUGACACCAUUUUCUUUAUGACUUGAUGUUAGCAUGACAUAUUAUGGCCAAGUAAUUUGUCAA
This is a messenger RNA of Jatropha curcas, 1917 nucleotides long. Its product is annotated as 26S proteasome non-ATPase regulatory subunit 12 homolog A. Gene Ontology annotation, cellular component: proteasome regulatory particle, lid subcomplex; cytoplasm. NCBI's taxonomy places the organism in Eukaryota, Viridiplantae, Streptophyta, Magnoliopsida, Malpighiales, Euphorbiaceae. The record is from RefSeq and is a predicted model, not a curated record.